AUGGAAUUCCUUUCCAUCUUAUACUCUUUAAUAAUUUACGGACUUUUAGCAGUGGUUGCACUGCUUCUUAUUUUGGUGCUGUUCAUUUUAAUUACGACUUCUCCAUAUCCAAUUGUUGAACGUUUCAAAGAAGAAGAAUAUUACUAUGACCCCGUUUCAAAACAAAAAAUGAAAUUUCCUAGUGUUGAGACUCCUUACAGUGUUAACCUUAGUGUAAUUGUACCUGCUUACAAUGAAGAAGAAAGAUUAACCCCUAUGUUGGAUGAAGCCUUAGAUUUUUUAGAAAAUAGGGUAAAAGAACAUCCUUCAUAUAAAUAUGAGAUUAUUGUUGUGAGUGAUGGAAGUAAAGAUAACACAGUGGAACUAGUUCAAAGUUAUGUGCAAAAAUAUAGCAGUGAAAAACUAAGAUGCUUAGAUUUAAUGAAGAAUAGAGGAAAAGGUGGUGCUGUGAGAUUGGGUGUACAAAGUGCAAGAGGAGCUGCUAUACUAUUUGCAGAUGCCGAUGGUGCAUCAAAAUUUGAAGAUUUAACUAAACUGGAAUUAGCUCUUAAGAAUAUUACUAAAUUGGACCCAAUAUCUCAAUCCCCCGAAAUAAAUGACAAACUAGCUGUGAUUAUCGGUUCGAGAGCACAUUUAGAAAAGGAUUCUCUCGUACAGAGAAGUAUAUUUAGGAACAUUUUGAUGUAUGGAUUCCAUUUCCUAGUAUGGUUAUUUACUGUCAAGGGUAUAAAAGACACUCAGUGCGGUUUUAAACUGUUCACCAGAAAAACGGCACAAAUAACCUUUCAGAGUCUACAUGUUAAUAGAUGGGCAUUUGAUGUAGAAUUAUUGUAUAUAGCACAACAACUUAGAAUUCCUAUAGUUGAAGUUCCAAUAACAUGGACUGAAAUAGAUGGCUCCAAAAUAACACCUGUUAUAUCUUGGAUUCAAAUGGGAUGUGACUUAGCAAUGAUUUGGAUCAAAUAUACAAUUAGAGCUUGGAAGAUCAAAUACGAAACAAACUAA
Messenger RNA from Danaus chrysippus (African queen), 1005 nucleotides. The record is from the annotation of a GenBank genome assembly. Lineage: Eukaryota; Metazoa; Arthropoda; Insecta; Lepidoptera; Nymphalidae.